Molecule: messenger RNA, 1191 nt
Organism: Theobroma umbraticum
Lineage: Eukaryota; Viridiplantae; Streptophyta; Magnoliopsida; Malvales; Malvaceae
Product: tail fiber
Source: RefSeq, a predicted model, not a curated record
ACAGUUUUGUCGUCAGUCACAGCAGUUGCGCUACUCCGAUACGGCGUCAUUUCUCAGAAUUUGAAACGCAGUUCUUGUUCCAGUAUAUAAGACCUCUCCGACCAGAUCAUCACUGCCCCUCCGUUGGUUUCUUUACCUGGUGCUUUGGAAAGUCCCUCGGUUGAAAUGGCAACUACUGCAGCAUCAACGGCGUCAAGGGGAUGGCUGAGCAACCUCUCGUCAAUGUCAUCUCGGAUUUAUUUCUUCCUUAUCAUUCUUCAGAUCCCUCUUUUUAGGAUUCCAUGCAGAUCUGGAAUUUGUUCAACACCAAUUCAUGUCACCUCUUCCCAGUUGAUUGCAAGUGACAUCUUUCCUGUAGCUGUGGUGAAGGCACUCCUCUUUCCAGGAGCCAUAGCGAAUGGCCUUGUCAAGAACAUGACUGUUCCAAGCUGGGAUAACCUGUUAAACAUCUAUAACUUAACUAGUAUAAAAGAAGCCUCCGCUGUACCUGACCUCCAGCGCUUAGAGGUUCUUGCAGGAAGCUACUUCUGUGUGGCAGGAGCACUUGUGGGUCUUCUAAAGCCUGGAAGGAUGAGCAUGUUUGGGACACUACUGGUAAUCUGGGGUCUUGUCAAGGAAGGGAUCUUGGGAAAACCAGCAAAUUCCGAUCCUACAAAAGCUGUGUAUGUAUAUCCCACGAUGUUGAUUGCACUGAUUUGUGCCUUGACAUCUAUCAAGUAUGACGUGAAGAAAGUUAUGAGAACUGCCCCUGCACGACCCAUUGCAAAGCCUCUUAAGAGCUCUUCCAAAUCUAAGCUGAAAUAAUUUGAAACUUUGUUUUCUUGUGUGAAAACCAAUUUCUCAAAAUUUUUAAUACUAAACUCUUGUAACAAAUGAGCUGACAAUGUGAACCUUUUUUGCUGCUUCAAAUUUAUUGUGUAUCUUCCAAUGCCUUCUGGAGCUGCAUGCCGCCAUUGGAACUUUGAUGGAUAGGAAUGGAAUCUUAUGUAUGCAUUGACACUAGUCAAGGUUUAAGGAUGUUGAGCGUAAUUGUAUAUUUGAGGCGGGCUGGCUAUGAUAAGGUCUAAAAUCUGUAGUUUGAAGACAGUGAAAUAUUAGUCCGCUAGCAGGAUCCUUUAAAGAAGCCGUGGUGUCAACUUGGAUAGUCUACAAGAGCUCGUUCUAUUUUGGUGCUUAGCCUUAUUGUUUUAA